AGAACUUUCAACACUAUCCACCUCAUUGCCCUUCUCGUUGUCAUCAACAAUAUUUGUGAGAACAGAUGAAGAAAAAGUGAACCUUAUGAGGGCGCUAAUCACUGGGCCGGAAGGCACUCCGUACUCUGGUGGAUGCUUUCUUUUUGACAUCUACUUCCCUCCAAGUUAUCCUAAAGGACCUCCGAUGGUCAGCAUACUUACAACAGGUGCAGGAACUGUUCGUUUUAAUCCCAAUUUAUACAGUAGUGGCAGGGUUUGUCUUUCAUUACUUGGAACAUGGGAGGGAUUCUCUGGAGAGCAGUGGAAUGAAACUUCAACAAUCCUUCAAAUCCUUGUCUCAAUCCAAUCUCUAAUCCUCGUUUCUGAUCCAUUUUUCAACGAGCCAGGAACAGAGAGGGAAAUUGGUACAAUACAGGGAGACAGACAUGGGAAGGAAUAUAACAGAG
Anneissia japonica is the source of this 446-nucleotide messenger RNA. RefSeq names its product probable ubiquitin-conjugating enzyme protein 17. Gene Ontology annotation, molecular function: cysteine-type endopeptidase inhibitor activity; ubiquitin conjugating enzyme activity. The annotation marks the transcript as partial. Gene Ontology annotation, cellular component: nucleus. Gene Ontology annotation, biological process: negative regulation of apoptotic process. The record is from RefSeq and is a predicted model, not a curated record. The transcript has 5 exons. NCBI's taxonomy places the organism in Eukaryota, Metazoa, Echinodermata, Crinoidea, Comatulida, Comatulidae.